AUGCUCCACAAAGAGAUAUCCGAUAUCAAAUGUGGACUUGACUAUCCGAGCUCUGAUGAAGAAGCUGAUCCUCCAGAACCAGGAGGCGCAGAUGGUUCAAAACGAUACCAUCAUCACCAAGGUUUCUUGUUUGGGUAUUCGAGUUUAAUGCAUGAUAUGUUGGAACUGCGGCCAAGCCCAAGUCGGAUAUUCAUCAUUUGGGAGAUAUUCAAGGACAACGUGGACCCGGUCAUGAAGCUAUUACACGUCCCGACUGUGAAUCAUAUGAUCACAAAAGCUGCAGUUAACCCCGGUCAAUUGUCAAAGGCUGCCGAAGCACUGUUUUACUCGAUAUGUUUUGCAGCAGUGGUGAGCAUGAAAGAUGACCAGUGUGACCAGUUACUGGGAGGCACAAAAGAUACUCUGACCGACAAAUACAGGUUCGCUGUCGAACAGGCUCUUGCGAGGGCUUCGUUCCUUAACAGCAGCAACUUGAUGGUCUUGCAGGCUCUGGCCCUCUUUCUAACAGUGGUAAAGUUCAACGAUACCAGCCGUAGCAUCUGGUGUUUAGCCGCACUAGCAUUACAGCAAGCGCAAUCGCAAGGUCUACACAGAGAUCCGACAAACUUCAAAAUCCCACCAUUCGAGACUGAGAUGCGUCGCAGAUUAUGGUGGCACAUUUACCUGCAAGAUGCUCGUGCUGCGGAAGAUUAUGGCGCUGACCCCGUAUCACAACAAAUCUUCUACGAUACAAGAAUGCCUUUAAACGUGAACGACAAUGACCUUGUUUGUGAUAUGACAGAACCGUGUGCGGAGCGAAUUGGGGCGACUGACAUGACUCUGUGUUUAGUUCGUUUUGAGCUAGCAAAUAUGCAGCGAAAAUUGAGAAUCAUGACAAGUGCGGAGAGUGACGACCAGAAGAGGAACAGCAUAAAGGAGAAAGAGAAACUGAUUGACGCGGAACACCAGCGUAUGCAGGAGACAUAUUUCCGACACUGUGACCCUAAUGUACCCAUCCUCUGGGUCGCAUCGACCAUUGGGAAACUCAUUCUAGCCAAGAUGUGGCUGUUCAUACAUCAUCCGCGGCUAUUUCAAGGCGAUCCUUCGAAAAAUGCCGACGAUCUGAGAGAGCAGGUGUUUUGUACGUCGGUUGAGGUUAUCGUGUUCGGCAGUUUGCUCGAGAAGGGCAAGCAUACCUCGAAGUGGUCAUGGCUGUUUCAUACUUACAAUCAGUGGCAUGCGGUUGCGUAUGUGCUGUCAGAGCUGUGCCACAAACCGCCAGGUCCAGAGUACGAUAGAGCGUGGGCAGCGGUUGAGGCCGUGUACGACAAGCGCAUGAUGGAGUAUCCUCGAUCACAACGAGGAGUGCUGUGGCGACCUCUAAGGCUGAUGUAUGGUCGAGCUAAGACGCGGCGGACACAACUGGUUAACAGUACUAGUCCAGAUAGUAAUACUGACACAAACAGAACUGCGAGUGCUGAUGAUAACAAUGUGGACGAUUUUGCUCCGACUGAUGGGAAUGGGGCUGAAAACUGGCUAGAUUCGAAUCCCUACAUGAACGCGCUCACAGAGAGUGGUGAUGCUUUCGACUUCAAUAUCAACAAUCAGUCAUUCAGUCAGGGUGGCACGAUGGGGUCUAAUUUGUUUGGUCUUCCAGCAGGUCAAGCAAAUCUACCUCCUAAGAUCCCAAUGGACACAUUGCCUUUCAGCUGGAACUUAGGUGUGGCAGAUUACUUUGACGACUUCCCAAUGCAAAUUCAGCAGACUGGAUGGACGCCACAGACGCAGCAGGAGUGGCACUGA
Molecule: messenger RNA, 1782 nt
Organism: Lithohypha guttulata
Lineage: Eukaryota; Fungi; Ascomycota; Eurotiomycetes; Chaetothyriales; Trichomeriaceae
Exons: 2
Coding region: 1-1782 (593 amino acids)
Biological process (GO): DNA-templated transcription
Molecular function (GO): DNA binding; zinc ion binding
Source: RefSeq, a predicted model, not a curated record